AUGGGUUGGGUGCACAAUGCCUCGCCCGAGGCCCAGGCGGCGUCACAGCACCAGGUCAUUCUGGGGGUGUGUCUGACUCUGACUCUGUUGAUGGUGGUGACGGUCUGUCUGCGGUUGAGUGUGCGAGCACGAGCCAGUCGAUUGGGCCCAGCGGACUAUGUGAUGGUGGUCAGCAUGAUCUUCAGCAUCAUCUAUAGUGCUCUGUGCAUUUCUCGUGAGUAUCAUAUCGCCCGUCUCGUGAGCCAGUCUCAAACUGAACUUCUCGUCUUAGAAAGUCGAUAUGGACUCGGGUUGCCGCUGAAACUCCGGCCCAAGCCGGAUCUCGCAACUUAUACCAAACUCAACUAUGCCGGACGCCCGUUCUACCAGCUCGGCAUCGCUGGAUUCAAAGCCUCCCUCUGUCUCAGCUACCUCCGCCUCCUCUCUGGCACCUCGAUGACCUUCUACCGGAUCUUCAUAUGGGUGGUCAUUGGACUGUGCACCGCGGGCCACAUCGCAGGCGCUUUGGUCUUGAUCUUGAACUGCUCGCCGGUCCAUCGCGGAUGGGACCCCACAGUCUCCGGAAGCUGCCUCCCCGUCGGCCCUACCUUCUACGGCCUCGCCAUCUUCACCAUCGUCGCCGACGUGGUGAUCAUCUUCCUCCCGAUCCCGCUCCUCCUCCGCCUCAAAAUCAAACCGGCCCAAAAAGCCGGCGUCGUGUGCCUCUUCCUGCUCGGCCUCUUCACCACCAUCUGCUCAAUUUUGCGCCUCACCCAGAUCCACCGCGUGGCUUUUGGCGAUGGAAACUCCACCAUGCUGGUGCUGUGGGGCACUAUUGAAUUCAAUAUCGGAAACAUUGUCACCUGUGUUCCUUACCUCGCCCCGCUUCUGAGAGGCUUCGCGCGUGACUUCCGCUCGACCAGCGGCCGGAAGUACGACAGUCGGGGGCGCAGCUACGGAAUGGAGACGUGGCCAAAGGGGCAGCAUUCGCAUCUGCAGUCGAAUGCAUCAGCGGCCGUGCCGAAGCGGUCGCCGAGUGAGGAGCUGAUUCUGGCGAGUCGGGAACACUCGCAUGGUGGGAUUGAGAUGACGGUGGAGUAUUCGGUGUCAUUGGAGAAUGGGUCGACGAGAGCCCGGUGA
Penicillium canariense is the source of this 1119-nucleotide messenger RNA. RefSeq lists its product as uncharacterized. The transcript has 5 exons. The record is from RefSeq and is a predicted model, not a curated record. Bases 1 to 1119 code for a protein of 372 amino acids. Lineage: Eukaryota; Fungi; Ascomycota; Eurotiomycetes; Eurotiales; Aspergillaceae.